CUGCCUGCCGGAGCUCACCUGUACAACCGAGAGUAUAUUUAAGAAGCGUGCCAUCCGCUGCGGAGUAGAUCAUAGGUCUUUUCGGGAACUGAAGGAGCUUUCCGAAUUUCAGACAUAGCAUUAUGAGCAAAACCUGGUUAAUCACCGGCGCAUCGUCCGGGCUUGGAGCCGCGCUAGCUCACCAUGUCCUCCGAGCAGGACACAAGGUCGUCGGUGCGGUGCGGAAUGUAUCCAAGGCGCAACAGACCUACCCUCAUUUCGAGGAAAUAGGAGGCGUGUGGGCAGAACUUGACGUGACGGAUCCCAAGACAAAAGAGCAUGUUGCGUGCCUCUCCCGCGAACAUGGGGGAUUUGACGUGGUGGUGAACAAUGCCGGGUACUCCAUCCUGGGCAGUAUUGAAGAUAUGAAUGAGACCGAAAUACACCAGCAAAUCGACACCAACCUCUACGGCCCAAUCCGCGUCAUCCAGGGCUGCCUCCCCUCCAUGCGCGAGCAGAGGACCGGGUGCAUCGUCAACAUCUCUAGCGUUGCGGGCCUGAUCGGUCGUCCCGCUACCGCGUUAUAUUCCGCCAGCAAGUUUGGCCUCGAAGGUCUCUCCGAAAGUCUAGCCGCAGAGCUCGCCGAAUUCGACAUUCGGGUGCUCAUCGUGCAGCCCGGCGGCUUUCGCACCGGGUUUCUCUCCGCUUACGUGAAACCGGCGGCGGGGCUAAACCCGGCGUAUGAGGGCAAAGCGCUGGGCCAAGCAAUGCAGCGUUACGAUACUGUCGACGGGACGCAGCGGGGUGAUCCGGAGAGGGCGGCGGCGCGGAUUUUUGAUGCUGUCGAGCAGCAGGGUCUCUGCGCUCAGACAGCUUUGUGUCUCCGCAUGCCGCUGGGGUCGGAUUGUUAUACGGUGCUGCGGGCUAAGGUUGAUGGGCUGAAAGAGAAUAUGGAUAAUAUGGAAGUGAUUGCGCAUAGUACGGAUUAUACCCAGUGA
This is a messenger RNA of Aspergillus aculeatus ATCC 16872, 977 nucleotides long. Its product is annotated as putative short chain oxidoreductase/dehydrogenase. Lineage: Eukaryota; Fungi; Ascomycota; Eurotiomycetes; Eurotiales; Aspergillaceae. Gene Ontology annotation, molecular function: oxidoreductase activity. Bases 123 to 977 code for a protein of 284 amino acids. The transcript has 3 exons. The record is from RefSeq and is a predicted model, not a curated record.